Messenger RNA from Guyanagaster necrorhizus, 1473 nucleotides. RefSeq names its product glycoside hydrolase. The record is from RefSeq and is a predicted model, not a curated record. Gene Ontology annotation, biological process: carbohydrate metabolic process. NCBI's taxonomy places the organism in Eukaryota, Fungi, Basidiomycota, Agaricomycetes, Agaricales, Physalacriaceae. Gene Ontology annotation, molecular function: carbohydrate binding; chitinase activity. Bases 1 to 1473 code for a protein of 490 amino acids. Gene Ontology annotation, cellular component: extracellular region. The transcript has 14 exons.
AUGACGCUCCACUUGAACUCUCUGGCCCAACUCUCUGUCGCUCUCGCCGUUGCUGGAAACUUCCUCAUGGCGUCUGGGUUCAAUAUCUCUCACACAGAUAAUAUUGUAGAAUACUAUGGCCAGAACUCCUACGGCGCAACCAGCUCGGACGAAUCUUUGUGGCAGCAAGACCUGGCCUUCUACUGUCAAGAUGACACUAUAAAUACGUUUCCGCUAGCCUUUUUGACUGUUUUCUUUGGGACUGACGGCCUUCCUGAAAUUAACCUGGCCAAUACGUGUAACUCUGUUGACUUUGCUGUCUUCAACGGUACAAGUCUAGCGAACUGUCAGUUCAUGGCAUCGGACAUCCAGACAUGCCAAGCAGCAGGGAAGAUUGUCACCAUGAGUCUUGGCGGUGCCACUGGCGCUGCUACAUUUUCCAAUGAUUCACAGGCCGAGGAAUUUGCGCAGACCAUAUGGGACCUCUUUUUAGGGGGAUCAAGUGAUACACGGCCAUUCGGAGACGCAGUGUUGGACGGAAUCGACCUGGACAUUGAGGGUGGAGGCAGUACUGGAUUUGUGGCUUUCGUGAACAUGAUUCGAUCGCUAGCUAGUGGAGCAGAUAAGCAGUACUACAUUACUGCGGCACCACAAUGCGUUUUUCCGGAUGCAUACUUGGGAUCGGUUUUGGAUUCGGCGGAGUUUGAUGCUAUAUACGUUCAGUUCUACAACAACUGGUGUGGUCUCCAGAACUAUGACAACGCAAACGCCUGGAAUUUCGCCACUUGGGACAACUGGGCUAAGACUACUUCGCCUAACCCCAACGUGAAAGUUUACAUUGGUGCUCCUGCUUCCUCAACAGCUGCAGGGAGUGGCUAUGUCGACGCUGCAACCUUGGCCACUAUUGCGACAGAGACUCGUAGCCAGUAUUCCUCUUUCGGUGGUAUCAUGUUUUGGGAUGCUUCGCAAGCUUACGCUAACGGUCGCAUUGACGUUACCGUUAAGAGCGCCCUCGCAGGAGGUGUUACUACGACAUCGACUUCCACGACCACGACCACAACUUCCACAACCACACCUCCUACAACUACAACGACCACGACAACCUCAGCCACGACCACUACCUCAUCCAGCGGAGGGAGCACAAGCUGCAAUGGAGUCGCUGUUUGGAGUAGCACAACGACGUACGUGGGUGGAAACCAGGUUACUUAUGAUGGCCAGUUGUGGACUGCAUCUUGGUGGACCUAUAAUGACACACCUGGAGGUGCCGCAGGUGUCUGGGUUAGCAAUGGCGACUGUGCGUCCCUAAACAUCGCUUCCAUUGUCACCACUGCCACCCCCGCCGCCACCUUGACCGACUCCCGACACGUCGUAGACAAAGCCCGAACGAUCAACACGGUGGCGGUUCCAACUGAGACUUCAGCUUCUGUUGAAGCUACGUCGGCUCCUACUGGCAACGCUCGCAUGAAGAGAGUCCACUACUCAUCAGGGUUCUGA